This is a messenger RNA of Astyanax mexicanus (Mexican tetra), 2055 nucleotides long. RefSeq names its product suppressor APC domain containing 1 (gene sapcd1). The coding region runs from base 137 to 619 and encodes 160 amino acids. Lineage: Eukaryota; Metazoa; Chordata; Actinopteri; Characiformes; Acestrorhamphidae. The transcript has 4 exons. The record is from RefSeq and is a predicted model, not a curated record.
UCCCUCCACCACAAUCCAAACACACACACACACACACACUCCUCAUACACACACAGUGUAAGCUGCUCUUCCUGUCAUACUGCUCUUUCACUCUCUCUGUAUUUGCUUCUUCUGUUCUUCUGUUCUGUGUGUAUUUAUGGCGGGUGAUGGCUCCUACACUGUGGUUAUCGUUCCACUACAGAACAGUCUGUACAGCCUGGACGCACUGCGAUUCUUCCACUGGCUUAAGCACCUGAGGGCUCUGGAGAGGGAGAAAGACAGUCUAUGGAUGGGGCUGCAGGUUGUGGAACAGACUGGCCUCUGGUAUCAACAUCACCUGGAGAACGUCUCAGAAAGGCAUUCCAGAAUCUGCUCAAAAGAUCAGGACAAGGAGGAAGGCUGGACGUGUGCUCUUCGUUCUCGAGUGCAGCGUGUGAACGGCAGUCUGGGCAGUUUGCUGAGUGAUGUGUGUAUGUGGACUGGUUUUGCUCCUGAUGAGAGAGGGGGCUCAGACUGGGAGCUCCGCUGGAACAACGCCACUCUCACACAGGAGGUGAACAAAAGAAAUCAUCGGAUCUCACUGCUGGAGCUUCAGAAAGAGAGUCUCGCUCAAAAGCACUGUGGCAUGUACUACAUCUGACUAAGCCUUUCUAGUAAACACAUAUACACACACACACACACACACACACACUGAAAAAUCAAUAUUCCAUCACUACACCAGCUAAAUUAUGUAAAGCCUGAGAUUGCACAUAAGAGUCUUACUUUGAUUUCUUUGACGUGCCGGCACAGAAUAGGACUGCAGCCUAUUCACUGGAGCUAGUGGACAGUGAAACGCUUCUGAAAACUGAACCAAAGCUAUGUAAUGUUUUAUCUGCUUAUUUCACUUUAUUCCGUUUAUUUACAUCCAUUCCUGCAUUUCAGGCCUGUAACACACUCCUAAAAAGUUGAAACGGGGCUAGUAAUGAGGUUUAAAAACUUAAUAAUGAUGGGAUUUUAAAUAGCUGAUUGUGUCAUGAUUUUGUACAUGAUUUUAAGGAGCAAACCAGGGAAUAUAAUCUUUAAUUUGAUACCAAGUGGUAAAUGCUUUACUGUUGCAACUUUUUUGUGGAAUGUGUUGCAGACCUGAAAUGCAGGAAAGGAUAUAAUAAAUAAAUAUAAUAAAUAAAACUGAAAAAAAAAAGUUUGAGCAGACAAAACAGAUGAAAAAUCUUGGGUUCAUAUAUUCUGUUAUUACCUCAAAGUAAUAAGUCAAAGUUUUUGCAUUUUUAAUAAUAUCUCAACUUUCUUCUGAUUUAUGGUUGUAAAUGUUAAAGUAUAAUGCUAUUGAUGUUGAAUGCACACAUUUUGAAAAGUGUAAAUAAGAGGGAUUUAUUAUAUAAAGAUGUUUUAUUAAUAUUUGUUUGGUUACUGAAUGUGAAAUGCCCCAAUAAUCCUACAACACUAAGAAAUGAUAAGCUAAAUCUUUUUAGUUGUGCGUGUGUGUAGAAGCUGUUGCUAUACAAAACUACACAAGCCAACCACAUAUAUUCAGAGGUGUAACGUAACUAAAUACAAAUUAAAAAUUAAGUAAAUUACUUUACUUAAGCAGAAAUGUUGGUUAUCUAUACUUUACUGGAGUGAUUAUUUUGACUUCUACAUACAGUACCAAACACACUGCACACACUCCUGCCAGUAUAAUCUGCACUUCAACUGUUCAGUAAGCCACUAGAGGGCAGCAGAGGACAACAUGAGGAAAGCUGUAAUGAACUCUGUAAUGAACUAUGCUGGCAUAGCUACUGUAUGUGGGCCUGUGAUUUUCCAGCUAUGUCCAUUAACACUACUGCACAACUUUAACACCAAUUCACAAACUUUUACAAGUAAUACUCUAAUGCACAGCUUAAAUGGUUCACUUGUAUUACCUUUUUUGGCCAUACCUGACUCUCCUGAUUAUUCUAAUGGAAAUAAAUAUGUUAUUGCAUUGUGUUAUUCUUACAUAAACUGUGCAUUUUUUAUUUUUUAAAUGAACGUAUUUAUGUUACACUAUAAAGCUAAACAAUGCUAAUGCAAUGUGUAAAUAAAUAACUGCAUACAAAUUAA